Hippocampus zosterae (dwarf seahorse) is the source of this 1048-nucleotide messenger RNA. RefSeq lists its product as uncharacterized. The record is from RefSeq and is a predicted model, not a curated record. The transcript has 4 exons. The coding region runs from base 177 to 677 and encodes 166 amino acids. NCBI's taxonomy places the organism in Eukaryota, Metazoa, Chordata, Actinopteri, Syngnathiformes, Syngnathidae.
AAAAAUUAUGUCUGGAACUUGUGUGUGUGUAUGAGAGAGUGUGUUUUUGACAUUAAGUCUGCAGAAGGGUGUGUUCUUGUUUUCUUUCACUGAGCACUGCCCGGUGUUAAACGUGUCGAGAAGCAGACGACAAACGGUCCUAAGGUGACACGCUUGUGCAGCAGGUUGUGGUGCUGAUGAUGUCCCAAAAGUCAAGCUUGGCAGUGGUGGUGUUGCUGGCCGUCGCCGCGGCAACCGUGACGGCGCAGAGGCGGCGCGCGCAGACGGCCAAUGCGGAUGAGUGGAACUACCGGGAUGGCUCCGACAGGGUCAGCAUGAGGGGCGUGGCCAACCUGACGCAGAUCCUGGACAACUGGCGCUUUGACAUCCUCAACCAGAUGAAGGGACUCCUGCAAAACGACCACCAGUCCCUGUUGCCUGAUUACGCCAGGAUCCAGCCUCUGUCCGAGGCCUUGGGUGAUCUCUACAAGGAGUUCAAUGCCCUUAAAGCUCACCUGGGCGAGCUGAUGGAGAAGUUUACCGCAAUGGAGACCUUCAUGGAUGAGGUGAAGGCCAGCAGGGGAAGUGGCCAGGCCCAGACACAGGCCCAGGGCCAAACCUCAUCAGUCCCUGUGCCGAGGCAGACCGGCAGGCGGGUGAUGAAGAAGAAAACCACCCCUGCGGCCACCACAUCCUAAGGAUGACCAUGAUCAUGUUUUCACGCUUGCUUUGCUUUUUAUGCAAUAAUCUCGUAGAAAACAAAACUGAAAUUUUUUAUCUUGGCGUGUCAAAACGUGUAUUUUUUCCUGCAACAAAUGAGCGAUGAGAAGCUGAAGCUAUCGAGUAACCAGGGAGGAUUUUGUCCACUUCUGGAAACAUUUGAAUCAGUACACUUUAAGGGAUUUUAUUUUGCCGCUGCGGCUCAGCCCAACAUGCUGAACCGCAUCCAAGUCAGAUUGUUGGGAUGUGCUUGGCUCCGCUUUGCGUUUUGUUUGCUGCUGCAUCACGCACACAUAAACACACGCACACAUGCGCUCCAGUUAACAAAUAAACUCAAUAUUUGCAUCAA